AUGCUGCCUUGCUACGCCCACGCCCUGAACCGGAUCAUCGAGCGCUUCCGCGCCACCAUCGCCGCCAUCUUCUCCGGACACCGUCAUCUGGAUCUCUUCCAGGUGUACUACCGUCCCCUUAGCCCCAACAAUGCCUCAACCAUGCGCAGCAGUCGAAUGAUCCACAAUACCAGCCGCGAAGCCGUAGCCAUCAACUACAUCACCCCCAGCCUCACGUCCGAGCGCGGCCGCCCGGCCUUCCGGAUCUACGACGUCGAUCCCGCUACCUGGGCGGUGGUGGAUUAUACGGUCUACGUGGCGGACUACGAACCCUGGAGGCCGGGGCUGCCUCCCCAUGGGGCCGCAAAGCUGACGUGGAAGAAGUACUACUCGGCGCGCGAGGCCUACGGGACGCGCACGGAGGAGGACGGGCUCUCCCCGGCGUUCUGGGAUGAGCUGACGGUGCGCAUGGCCGGGAAUGAGACGCUGUUCGAGGAGUGGUGGGCGCGACGCACGCGGGGCAGCUGGGUGACGCCAUGUCGCGGGGUAUGUCGGCGGCGGGAAAUCUGCUACAUGAGGGGUGGGCCGGACGAGGGCGAGGGCGAGGGCUGGGAGGGCUGUCCGGGGAGUGUUCUCACCACGCGCGGUCGGCAUGGGCAUGGCGUUGCCUGGAUGGGGCGGUGGAUGAUGGAGUAGGUACCGAAAGUUGUUGUGAUCGUGCAAGGGUGAACUACUACACACGGUGGGAGGGGCAUGGUAGAGUGAGGAGUGGAUUGACUUGCCUGGAGGAAGUCCUACUGGUAAUUUUGCCGCCCACUUUUUCCAGUUCCUCGCUUUACUUAAUCCCAGCUACUUGCUUUACUUGAUUCCAAAGAUAGGAUGAAGAAAGAAUGCAAUCUAUUC
Aspergillus fijiensis CBS 313.89 is the source of this 882-nucleotide messenger RNA. RefSeq lists its product as uncharacterized. The transcript has 2 exons. The coding region runs from base 1 to 675 and encodes 224 amino acids. The record is from RefSeq and is a predicted model, not a curated record. NCBI's taxonomy places the organism in Eukaryota, Fungi, Ascomycota, Eurotiomycetes, Eurotiales, Aspergillaceae.